AUGAAUCUUCGGUUACGAAAUAGUUCACAUUCUCCUUCUAAUAAGCUUGCUCAAUGCCAAAUAACAAGCAAACGUGGUCGUGAAUGCAAUUACGGGGCAACUGACAAGUUAAAAUGUAAACAUGUACCAAUUGAUCUUGUGAUUGUGAUGGACGAAUCAAGCAGUAUCGGAGCUGAUGAUUAUCAGGACAGCCGUGUUGGAAUGGUGUCGUUCAGUGAUGGGGGACGUGUCAGAUUUGGCUUGGAUCAAUACAAAACGAACUCAGAUGUAACAUCAGCAAUCCGCCAGUCAGACUACGGAAGAGGUCUAACGAACAUUGCGGCUGGAAUGCAUGUCGCAACAACUGAGGUUUUCGCAAAAGCAAAAGACCGUGCUCUGAGAAAGGUGAUGCUUGUGAUAACCGAUGGUAUGGAUAUCACUGAUGUUGGAAAGGAGCAUGCUCUAGCAGAGAAAGCUGGCAUCGUCACAUAUGUAAUUGGAGUAGGCGAAGAAACUGACUAUGAAGAAUUGGUUAAAGCAGCUGGUGAUAAAAAACAUGUCUUCACCUUUGCCAACUACCAAACUUUAGCUGAUGAGAUUGAUUUAGUAUGCAGCAGUUUCAUGCUUGGUGAGUGA
This is a messenger RNA of Anisakis simplex (herring worm), 615 nucleotides long. NCBI's taxonomy places the organism in Eukaryota, Metazoa, Nematoda, Chromadorea, Rhabditida, Anisakidae. The record is from the annotation of a GenBank genome assembly.